GAUGAGGAAAUGGGAGUGGCCUCAGAGUGACCUGUGAAAGAGAAACUAAAAGGAAAAAAAGAGCUGCACAGUUUUAACGGUCUUUUAUGCUGCUGGAAGUCGAGUAAAGUCUUGAUACAACAGACAUGGCCUCUCCUGCAAGUCUAAUAGCUGAGGAGAAUUUUCAUUGUUCCAUCUGUCUGAGUGUGUUCAGUAAACCGGUGUCAACUCCCUGUGGGCACAAUUUCUGUAUUGAUUGUAUCACAGGCUACUGGGACACCUCAAAUCCAUUAAUAUCAUGUCCGUUGUGCAAAGAGGAGUUUAACAUCAGACCAAAGCUUCGGGUUAAUCAUUUCAUAGCCGAAAUGGCAGCAAAGUUCGUGAAAUCAGUUCAAGAAAAGUCUGUUAAUAUCACAGAAGAAUCAGGAAAUGGAAAUGUGCUCUGCACGCUUUGCACCGGGGCGAGGCGCCCAGCCCUGCAGUCCUGUUUAGUGUGUAUGAUGUCCUAUUGUCAAAUACAUCUCGAGCCUCAUCAGAAACUUUUGGCCUUAAAAAAACACAAGCUUAUUCACCCGGUUGAAAACCUGGAGAGCAGGAUCUGCAAAGAUCACGGUGAACCUUUAGAUUUGUUUUGCAGCGUGGAUCAAAUGUUUCUCUGUGAUUCCUGCAAAGACAGGGACCAUAAACAGCAUAAGAUAGUGACUCUAGAGGAGGAGGCUCUAAUGAGGAAAGACCAGCUGGAAUCAGAAAAAAAAGACGCGAAUAAGAUGAUCGAUGAACGUCAGCAGAAAAUUUGGGAAAUUGAACGCUCACUGGAGGCUAACAAAAAUAAUGCAGCGAAGGCACUGUCAUGCAGUGAACAUGUCAUGACUGCUAUGGUGGAGUACAUUAAAAGAGGCCAAGCUGAGCUAGCGGAUGUAAUUGAGACAAAGCAGAGAAAAAAGCAAGCAGAGGCAGACGGCUUAAUUAAUGAACUGAAGGGUGAAAUUAUGCAAAUAACCCAGAAAAGCCAGCAGCUUGACAACAUUUCAGUCACAGACGACCCCUUCAGAUUCCUUGAAAGUUACCUUUCACUUACCAUCAUUCCACCUCAAGUAAAGGACUGGUCUGAUGUGACUCUUAGCUGCGACCCGUUUAAAAUGCAGGAAGUUAUGGCCUCGCUGGAGGCAACAGUCACAAGAGAAAUAAGGAUGCUCUGUGAUCCCAACUUUAAAGAAGUCAGGCGGCACGCUGUGGAACUGACACUGGAUCCUGACACAGCAAACUCUUAUCUCUAUAUUUCUGAAGAUGGGAAGCAAGUCACAUGGGGAACCCAAAGGAAGCGUGUCCCAAAGAACCCAGAGAGGUUUGAUUGUGUUCACAAUGUCUUGGCAAGAGAAGGUUUCGCCUCAGGAAGAUUUUACUAUGAGGUUCAAGUAAAAGACAAAACACAGUGGGACUUAGGAGUUGCAAAGCAAUCCAUCAACAGGAGGGGGGACAUAAGACUGAGUCCAAAGAAUGGAUACUGGACAAUUUGGCUGAGAAAGGGAAACGAGUUCACAGCCAAUACAGACCCUCCUGUAAUUCUUCAUGUGACGGAGGUACCUGAAAAGAUCGGGGUGUUUGUUGAUUAUGAGGACGGUCAGGUUUCCUUUUAUGAUGUGGACACGAGGGCUAGCAUCUUCUCCUUUACUGGAUGUAACUUCAAAGAGAAGAUCUUUCCCUUCUUCAGUCCGUGUGCUACUAAUGGGGCUGAAAACUCAGCCCCGCUGAUCAUCACUCCUGUCAGAAACAACAAGUGAGGUUUGAAGGGGUUGACAUGCCACAACAGCAGUGCAGAGAGACGGCCAUCCUGGAUGGCUGUGAAAUGCUGAUACCAAUGGAAAAAGAACACUUCAAGCAGUUUGUGCCAGGCCCCGAGGAAGCCUUUGUUUUGCAUUGUUUGAAAAGCGAUGAUAGUGAAGAGAAGUGCAAGAAUGAAUAAUGAAAAGCUACAUGUUCACAGUAUUUUAAUUACUUUCCAGUAUUAAAACCUAUAUUUAUAUGUAUCCCUGGCAACUACAAUAACUGACAGUAUUGUUGGAAUAGAAACCACACUGGUGCCUCCCUUUGUCUUAAAUGCUUGAAUUGUUUAAAAUGAGUUUAAUUAACAGAUACAUCUGAUGUCUCAUAAUGUAUUGCGCUGGAUUAUAUUUACACUAAUAGGAAUGGCAGUGUCCGUUGGUCAGCCAGGCCCUCAUUUUAAUUCAAACUGCAAUAUCUCAGCAACAGCUAAACACUGAGAUGUAAUUUGUUACAUAUCCCUGUUGUUUGUGUGGGAGUCUGCUGAUCUCCUCGCUUUUCCUCUCGUGUCAUCAUGAAAAAUAUUAUAAUUUUAAGGUACAAAUAUUAUUUAUUUGUACCUUACUUAUAACACUAAUAAUUAUUUGUAAUAAUAUGUAUUUGUUAUUUAAGUCAAAUGAGCAUAACAGAGUUUUAGUGUAGUAGCUCUUGGACCUCUCAGGUUGACAGGCUAUUUUAACAGUCUUCUGAUGUUUUCCCCAUGUUUCUUAGUAACACAAUGUCAGUUAAACCACAGGAAUAUCAGUCUUUCUAGUCAGGAAUGAACCAUUGUGAAUCCAUUUCACCUCUUUUAGUGCAAAUGAAAGUGACAACAUGUGCACUGAAGAAGGAACGAAAAGAUACCCCCUAAAACGGGAAUGAUUUUGCAGGUGGUGGCCACAGACCAUUACUUUCUCCUCAUGCCUACUGACUGAUUAUUCUCUGGGUUUGCUUUUUUCCAGUGUCCUUGUCACUACUGGUAGCGUUAAAAGGUAGAUGCACCCAAUUCAAGUUAAACGGGUAGUCCAGCUCUUCAGAAAUGGCACGGCUAUACGUAUUGUCACAAGACUGUUUGCUGUGUCUCCUAACACAGUCUGAGGAGCAUGGAGAAGACACCAGACCAGGAUAUGGUCUGUUACACAAAGAAAGCUGGAGAUGGCUAUGGAACGGCAUCAACCCAGCUGCAAAAGCUGCAUCUGCUCCUUUGUUUAUGGAGGAACACUGUCAGAGCCCUGCAAAAUUACCUCCAGCUGCCUACUUGUGCAGUUCAGAAUCUGAAUUCAUGAGCAUGCCACGAGGUCCUUUAGUGGACAGAUAUGGAUAGAGCAAUAGUCUCUGACUAUCACCUGUUAAACUAGUCCCUUCUUGUUGUUGGUUCUCAUAAGCUCCCGUUGUCACUUUCAUUUGCGUCAAAGAAGGCUGGAAUUGAUUCACAAAGGUUUGUGGUUCUUGACAUAAUGACUUUGUGUUAUACGUAAUGAUUGAGUGUUCCCUUUAUUUUUUUUGAGCAGUGCAUAAUCUCUGAUUAUACUGGGCUCUGUCAUUACACUACCUUGGUGAAGGACUGGGUGAAAAAUACAAUUACACAGUGUGCGCAGGCGUGUGUGUAUGUAGACGUGUGCAAAUGUGUUUCUGCUGGUGCACAUGCCUUUUCCUAACAGUAUGUGUAUCCAGUGAAGUGCCAAAUGUAAUGAGAUAAAUCUAUCCAUUAGGGUCCCUUAACAAGACUAAAUCUGCAGUGCUGUUAAUGAGUCGGUGCUCCAUCAGCCGUCCUCAGAGAGCCGGAGGACAUUCUGACUAAGGCUGGACGACCCCGAGGCAUGCUGAAUCAGACCCUCUAAGCCAGUAAAUCCACGGCUCCAGCUGUUGUAUUGUAGACCUUCAUUAUUUAGCUGUCUGUCCUUUUGGGAGAGACUUGAAGUUAGUAAGCAGCAACAACUUACAGGGACUGAAGUCAUGGCCAUCCCCGGAAACACUAAUCAUCUGUAAUCAUUGAUCUGCCAUUACUGGGCCUACUCAUUAGUCUGAUGGAAUAAUGCUCAGCACUGUGUUUUGACUAGGUUAUUAUUAGCCUCUCAGUUACUGCUGUAAAAAACAUGAACUUUCUGCACUUGUAGUGUAUGCUGUGGAACAACUUCUAGCUCAUGUAGCAGCACAGCACUUAGACAAUUUCAAUGAAACUGGAGUUAUGAAAAUAAAGUGUUGUUUCCUCCAGGGAGCCUUUUUCCAGUAAACAAGUCCAUCUACAGCCAUCACUGUCACACCAUCAAGCUACUGUCUGUUGACAAGCUGAAAAUGGACGAGGUGGGCAAGCAUUUCAAAUAAAAAGGUGCUUCGGUAAACUGUUAGCCACGUAGAAGUACUAUAGAGGGCUGGUGCGGGAUAACUGGAUGCAACUGGGACCCUGCUAAUUGUUUCCUCCCAGCAUCAUAGUAGUUGUAAGUGUAAGCAUUGAGAGAAGCCCUCGAUCAUAAGCUGCACUAUAUGUUUGACAGUGCUUAGCCUGCUAGCAUGUUUCUAGUAACGAUGCUGCAGUUUUGUUGCUUAGCCAGUUAAAUUCGAUGAAAUCAGCGAGUCCGCUUCACAACAUGAAGUCAGUUUCUCUGAUAACAAUUUAUUUUACAGACUUGAAAUUUUUGAGUUUUUUCAAGAAUUACACAUGGCAGCAUUGAUUUAAAUAAAAAUAUGAGCAAUCAUAGUAUUUGUUGCAGUUGGUUGUGCAACACUGUGAUUAAAUGUAGAGGUAACAACAAGUAACAACAGGACAAUGAUGCUCUUAUACAGCCUUAAUGGCACAUUUCAUAACUUGAAAACCUACAGAGUGAAAAAUAACAGCUGAGUGACUUUUCUCUCUAUCUCUAAGAUGGAAGAGACAAAAUUGUGUGGCUUUUCCAGUGACAGAUCAGAUUUGUGGUCCACAAAGGCUUUGAUCUUAAGGCUUUCUGACAGGCUUUAAUCUGAGCAGACCACACACACAGACACACACGCACAUACCUUUUCACUGAAACCACCAAGUACAAAACAGAGUCACUGUAUUUCUCGCCUGUCUGUUUGGGAAAAGUCACAAUGUGGAUGGCGCGAUGGCAAGCUGUUUUUAAGUGCUUAAUAAAUAACAAGAAAUUGCUUUUACACAGUGAAAAUAAAAUGCGAAGCCAUGGCAAACACAUCUGUUUCCCCUUACGCACAAAUUGUGGUGAGUCACGUUGUACUGUAACUCUGUGAUUGAGGCUGUUGUCACAAAGGUCACGUUUUAAAUGUGCCUGCCGCACCUUCUCUUAGUUAUUUACACUGCAUUUGCUGCCAUAGGUGCAAAUCUCUUCUACUGAAUUCAUAUUUCAGAGAGAAAUGCUGGAACGUGGGAAGCAGAGGACAUUUAAUGACAUUUAAACUACAGAUAGAAAGUAGGGGUAGAAUGAAGAGAUGUUUUUUAAUGAUUUCAAAGCAACCUUGGUGGUAUUAUCAAAAUAUAUAAAUGAAAGAUGGCUGUCUCUAAUCUAAAAGUACCACACACAAAAAAAUAUUGUUCAAGAUUUAAAUGGAUGAUACUCAAGAUCUGAUGAGUAAAACACUGUAUUUACUCACCACACUGAAGAAAAGAUGGAUAUGUGGGUUUUCGAUCCAUAUUCACCACCUCUUUAUGGACUUCUGAUUAAAAAGAACACACUAAUAAUACUUUUAAUGAAAUUGCUGAUGGUUUUAUUUGACAGGUGAGUUAGGAACUCUUGAGAUGGCUUUACUAAAAGCGCCUUCACUAAGCUGCCUGUCCCCUGAAAUAACUGAUAUUAGUUAAUUUAGAGCCCUGGUACAUCUCUGCCAGGUUGCAAAUCCAGACCAAUUAGUGUCACCUCAACAGAUGAGAACAUGGAGCAACACCUCUCUGUCUUGAGGGCCUUCUCCUUUCAGCUGUUCAUAAUGCUAUUAAUUAGAAAGCCCUUCUUGAAUUAGACAGCACACUGACCUUGAUUAAAAUAAGGCUCACUGGUGACACAUAGCACACAGACUGAAACAGUCUACAGUGCAUACUAAGGUAAUUCAUCACAGAUCAACAUGUAUGUCAGAGCCAAAGGCAAUUGAGUUUUUGAUUGGCGGGACUGUUGGCGUGGUAAAAGGCAGGUGGCAGGCUCGUGACCUUCAUACAGUCCAGACAAGCAAAGCCGCAAGCUAAAGCAAGUUAAUCAAAAGCAACAAAGAACAACUUUUUCAAACUGUCUCAAAAUAACAGGAUUAGAGUUUAUCUCUCAACACCAGUAAUUUAAUGCUGGAAGCAUUUAAUUUACAGUCAAUCAGGAAGCACAACCAAAAAUAAAGAACUCUAAUUCCAAACAGGAAAACACAUACGAGCAUUAUUGCUCAUAUGAGAGAGGGCGUCAUGAUUUUAGUGACACACAGGAGAGAAGUCUGUUUUUCUCUUCUUUCAAAGAGUGACACUCUCCUGUGGCCUGUUGGAGCUGUGAGGUGGGGAGAGUCUUUGUUGUUUGCAGAGUCAAAGGGCAGAGCACUGAGCUUUAAAGAUGAUGAUAAGAAGUCCCCUAGAUGAGACAACACAGUGAUAUUUGGCGUAAACAGAAACUAAAAACCCACUUUUGAUAUAUUGUAUUGAUCAUUUCUGCACUGGUAUAAUAUAUAUGCUAAAGUCACACAUAUAACAAGAAAAUCUUUUAAAGAUGACCUUUUCUCCCUGUUGCAAAAGAUGUCACUUAAGUUCAUUUAAAUACAAGUCUGACCAUCAUGCAUCUGAAGUAAAAGUCAUCACACAGAAUAGAUUUUUCCUACUAGUAACCAACGCAACAGCCAGAAGAGGAUAUAAUGAACUACAAAAGAACAAAUUAGAUUUAAAAAAAAAGAUAGGAAAAAACCGGCUCUGCAUAUCAAUAAAACAUUUCAAUCUUGAAAUGCUAAAGAGCUCCUAGAUCUCAAAUAUAUUAAUAUGGCCACACAGAAGCUUCAGAUGACUCAUCGUAUCAUAACUGUCUGGGCUUUAAUGCAAAUCAGCCACAUCUGCCUCACACGUUUGAGCUGAUAUUCUGAUUUAUAACUGCUUAAGCUUUCAUGCGCUUGUUUUAUUAUUCUCUUUUAUAAGAGUUAGAAACAGAACAUUACAGAUUAGUCAAUGCAGCAACUGCUUGAGUAAUAUCCAUCCAUCCACUGGCUCAUCCAGUGGUAUAUAAAGAUGUUUUUAAGCCAACCAAGAUAAACAAUCUCUCUAGUGUCCUGAGUCUGGCCUGGGGUCUGUUCUCAGUGGAACAUCUCACCUAUGAGGUACCCGGGAGGCAUCUUAGCCAGAUGAAGGUUGUGUGCCUCUACUUUGAGGCCCUGUCGAGCUCCUCCACCUGUCUCUAAGGCUGAGCCCUGCCACCUUUCGGAAGAAGCUAAUUUUGGCUAUUGCUUCUGCAAACUGUGACGAUCCGAGUGAGUGUCUGUCUUUGCACAUGAGGGCAGAGUCCUGGUUCCUCAUCUGCUCCCAUGUUCCUGCCUCUCAGCCAUUGACAAAAUCGCUACCUAGAGCUAGUGACUAUAGUUGAGGGUGGAAAUGUAUACUGACCUGUAAGUCAGCAGCUUCACUUUAACAUCCAGCUCUCGCUUCGGCACAACAUGCCAGUACAAACGAUCUGUCAAUCUCCCAGUUCACCCUAAACUCACUUGUGAAAAAUACUGAGAUACCUAAGCUUUUCAGGUGACACUCAAAGGUGGAGGGCUUGGCGGAUCCAAUAACCAGUUAUUGAAAGCGGCUUGAAUAACAGUCACAACAUUAAUUUCAAAGAGUUCCCCAAAUCCUAGAGAAUGACAAGCAGUCGUGAGAUAUCAGCUAGUGUUCCUCUGCCAAGAAUAUUAGGGAAAGCUGUCGCUAUUUUCAAGUGAGAUGAGCUUAGGAGACACUGGUCCCUGCUGCUUUGCAAUAAAUACAGAACUCAGCUCGUAAUAGAUUAUGUAUCUACUUCUCCAAGUUUCACCUGGUGUGAAUGAUAGUGCGUAACUGCCUUUUCAUGCUUUGCCAAUUUAACUGAUAACCUACAGCAGCAUGAGAAGCCAUUAC
Molecule: messenger RNA, 7813 nt
Organism: Haplochromis burtoni (Burton's mouthbrooder)
Lineage: Eukaryota; Metazoa; Chordata; Actinopteri; Cichliformes; Cichlidae
Product: E3 ubiquitin-protein ligase TRIM21
Exons: 3
Coding region: 126-1760 (544 amino acids)
Molecular function (GO): protein binding; zinc ion binding
Source: RefSeq, a predicted model, not a curated record